This is a messenger RNA of Racocetra persica, 120 nucleotides long. Lineage: Eukaryota; Fungi; Glomeromycota; Glomeromycetes; Diversisporales; Gigasporaceae. The record is from the annotation of a GenBank genome assembly.
GCUCAUAGAGAAGAAAACACAUCUAAGACAGAAUCUUUUCAAGGUACUCCAAGCGAUCGCGAGAAGCUCGGCGUUUUUGGAGGAUUUUCUUCUGAUUUUUUUGAUAAUGUCUACGAUUAG